GUUAUAGGGUUCUUGUAUGUAAUUUUCCCUGUCUUGUUCAAAAAGAAAAGAAAAUAUGUAAUUGUCGCAACAUGUAUAUCCAGUUUAGGGUUUUGUAGGGUUUUCUCUGUAAUCAGCCACCGCCCAAAUCGUGAAUCGAAGAGGGAUUUGAAACAUGAAUUUCAACAACGUUAAAGUUCCCAAGGUGCCAGGUGGUGGUGCGGCUUCUGCUUUGAUCAAAUUUGGGGUUGUUGCUGGGCUUGGCGUGUAUGGGGUUGCUAACAGUCUCUAUAAUGUCGAUGGAGGUCACCGAGCUAUCGUCUUCAAUCGCAUAGUUGGCGUGAAAGACAAGGUUUACCCAGAAGGGACGCACCUAAUGAUCCCAUGGUUUGAAAGGCCAGUCAUUUACGAUGUCCGUGCACGCCCCCAUUUGGUAGAGAGUACUUCAGGGAGCCGUGACCUCCAAAUGGUGAAAAUUGGUCUUCGAGUGCUUACCCGUCCUGUGCCCGACCAAUUGCCUACUAUUUAUCGGACACUUGGUGAGAACUAUAAUGAAAGAGUCUUGCCUUCCAUUAUUCAUGAAACUCUGAAAGCGGUGGUUGCUCAAUACAAUGCUAGCCAGCUCAUCACUCAGAGAGAGGCGGUCAGUAGGGAAGUGAGGAAGAUAUUGACAGAGAGAGCUGCAAAUUUCAACAUUGCGCUGGAUGAUGUCUCAAUCACAAGCCUGACCUUUGGGAAGGAGUUUACUGCAGCAAUAGAGGCCAAACAGGUGGCUGCGCAAGAAGCUGAGAGGGCCAAAUUUGUUGUUGAAAAGGCUGAGCAAGACAAACGAAGUGCUAUUAUUCGGGCGCAGGGAGAGGCAAAGAGUGCCCAGCUGAUAGGUCAGGCUAUUGCCAAUAAUCCAGCAUUUAUUACUCUGAGGAAAAUUGAAGCAGCAAGAGAAAACGCACAUACGGUAGCGAAUGCAGCCAACAAGGUUUUCUUGAGUUCGGAUGACUUGCUGUUGAACCUUCAGGACAUGAACUUGGAGAGCGCCACUGGGAGGAAAUGAACUCACCAGAUUGAAAAAUCUCGGUAGUUUCCCUCUUUUGAACUGCUUCUGGCUGUUGUGGACACAUGGUUUGAUCCAUUUUCUUAACUUUUUGAAUGAGGAUGUUUCUUUUUCAAAACUUUUGAACCUGCUCAAUCGGUAUAAUACCAAAUUGCUGGGGUAUAUUUCUGCCCAAUAGUUGAAAAUGAUUAACUUUGUAUAUGUUUUUGGAUUGUGCAAGCAUGCAUUUCUGCCCAA
Rhododendron vialii is the source of this 1267-nucleotide messenger RNA. Its product is annotated as prohibitin-1, mitochondrial. Gene Ontology annotation, biological process: mitochondrion organization. The record is from RefSeq and is a predicted model, not a curated record. Bases 155 to 1030 code for a protein of 291 amino acids. Lineage: Eukaryota; Viridiplantae; Streptophyta; Magnoliopsida; Ericales; Ericaceae. Gene Ontology annotation, cellular component: mitochondrion; membrane. The transcript has 6 exons.